AUGCGUCAUUGCACCGUAAUCGCGUCCGCUCCUACGCUUUUUCGACGGCUAUGCUCUGCGAAACCGUCGACGUCUACUCCAGUAUCGGUAUUUACGCCGAGACGGAUUACUGGUUUCACCUUCCAGUGUUUUUCAAAUUCAUCUACCGUAACAGAACACUCACCAAUAGCCUCAUGUGACGACCUCAUACCUGGCCCUAGCAUGUUGAAGCGAAUUAUCUCGGACCUCGAGGGAUCUGGGACCAAAUUCAUACUACCUAUUACUGAUUCUGAGGCUAUGCAGAGGCUAGCACAACCAUUGAAGGCUCUGGCUGGGGUUGGUGUCAAGCCAGAAUUUAUCAUCGAUGCUUGCGUUAAGAAUCCCCAAAUGUUCCGUAAUCUUACUACAAAGAGUGAGGAUGCUUGGCAGAUGCUUAACAUGCUCGUAGAAUCAUGUGCUAUGACUUACGAGGAUGCGAUUCGAAUGUUUGCCAGUUAUGGUGACGAAUUGCUGGACUGCUCAUCGGAAGGCGUACAAUCACGUAUAGAUGUAUUUGUGACGUGCGGGAUACCAGCCGGUAGGCCCAUUGGGCGUAUCAUACGGAAAUGUCCAGCGAUACUGUUUGCACGAGAUCCAGCCGAAAUGAGUAGUGUGGCGGAAGCAUUAGGUGGAUUCUUCUCUAGAAAAGAAAUAGUCGGCAUUGUCCAGAAUGUCCCUGAAGUUUUGUUGAGAAAUAUUGAAGAGCUCGAGGAGAAGUAUGAAUAUAUCUUCUUCCAGAUGUGUAUCGAAGGUGACGAGUUUAAAGAGUGUCAUAACUGGCCUAUUUUGGAUUUGGAAGAAAUCAUGACUAGACAUGAGUUCCUCUUGAAAACUGGGAAAUAUUCGACACCUGAUCCGAAGCACCCACAGAAGAAAAUGGAAAACCCUCGAUUACAUCAAAUCUUGGAUUCUAAUGACGAUAAUUUCGCUGUGCAGGUGGCUGGUGUGACGAAAGAGGAAUGGGCAGUUUACCGUGCAUUUGCCGAAAAGCUCUCAGGUCGAUCAACGAAGGAUCGUCCUUACGAAAGAGUUAAACCAUCGAUGAGGAAAGCUUAUGAGCGACGAAGAAAAGAGGCAAAAAUUCCGGAGGAACAUUGCAGUUUAAUUUCGAUGCAUCACAAUCUAUAUUCAUACAAUGAGACCAAUAACAAUGCCGUCAGUGACAAUGUCGUAGAGUCCAUCUAUUCCACGCUCUCACCAACCCAUCUGCCCCUACGAGACGGUGUAGCCUCACAAGGCGCCGCCACAAUGACGCUCGGCGGCGGAUUGGGAAAUCCACCGCCGAGCGUUAUAUCGCCAGUAGAACGAACGAUGUCGAUUGACGAACAUCUUCAGUCGAUGCCGAUGCCAACCGACUGGAAUGAACAGUAUCGACCACAGGAGGAAGUUGAUAUGCUGAGCAUGGGCUCAGGAAAUCGCUCUGUACUCCAACCACCAACUUUACCUUGUCAGCUACGGAAUGUAAUUGUGUCCAGAUGUGACGGAAAUAUCCCUUCAUCGAGUGAUGCCUCUUCGUCCUCGUGUUCUCCACCGUCUACAGAGAACAUGCAUCAGCAACAAUCGUUGAAGACCAACGAAACAACGAUCGAUUCGGCCGUAGCAUCCAUCUUGAAUCAGGCGUUGAAGCCGGAGCCGUCAGAUGGCGAAUUUUCAGCCGAUUCCAAUGGCUCGUCCGCUCAUCGAAUGCCCAUGCAAUCGAUGCCGCUGCACAUAGACGCUGGGUACGGUGGGCGAUGUUCGGAUAAUAGUGGGACGAGCGGGGCGAUGAGCAACACUUCGGGCUCAAGCACCCCGGUUCCACUGCGACGAUCACGCUCCAGUCAUGAUGGAAUGCUUAAAUGCCAGUUUUGUCCGAAGAAAUGGGCUGAUCAGAAUGCGUUACAUACACAUAUGGCAGAUUGUCGAUUGGCUCGUGGACAUGAAUGUGCGCAGUGCGGAAAGCGGUUUAAGGCACGUGGUGGACUUCAGCAGCAUCUGCGGAUACACUCGAACGACAGACCGUAUGCUUGUCAUUUCUGUGCUAAGCGAUUCACUCAGAAAAGUCAUGUUGAUCAACAUGAGCGAAUUCAUACAGGAUCGAAGCCGUUUUCAUGCCAGUUUUGUGGCCGAGCGUUCCGGCAGAGGUCUCAACAACUUGGACAUGAAGCCACUCAUUCGAAUCUGCUAAGCACAAACAGCCAAGUUGUUGCACAACCAGGCCAACAACAGCAAAUUCCAAUUAGCACCUCACAACCGCAGCAUAAUCAUCAACAACAGCUGGAAUUGUUGAGAAAUGAGUUGCAACCCACAAAUGGUUUACUUCAAGAUCUACAAACUUCAACACUGCCAUCCAGCAAUCAACUGAGCCUACUAGCACUUGGCCAAGCCACCUCUAACAACAUCGUCCCAUCGUGUACGAAUAGUGCAGUGUCAUCGCUACUAGCGUUGAGCCAAAAUCAGUCGAACCCCGUCUCUUCACAUCCUCACUUUCCUACGCCCAGCCAUCUAAACCAAGCAGCGGUUGGUCUGCUGAAUUCAUUACAAUAG
Molecule: messenger RNA, 2544 nt
Organism: Necator americanus (New World hookworm)
Lineage: Eukaryota; Metazoa; Nematoda; Chromadorea; Rhabditida; Ancylostomatidae
Exons: 20
Coding region: 1-2544 (847 amino acids)
Biological process (GO): regulation of transcription by RNA polymerase II
Molecular function (GO): RNA polymerase II cis-regulatory region sequence-specific DNA binding; DNA-binding transcription factor activity
Source: RefSeq, a predicted model, not a curated record